This is a messenger RNA of Pseudogymnoascus verrucosus, 1439 nucleotides long. RefSeq lists its product as uncharacterized. NCBI's taxonomy places the organism in Eukaryota, Fungi, Ascomycota, Leotiomycetes, Thelebolales, Thelebolaceae. The record is from RefSeq and is a predicted model, not a curated record. Gene Ontology annotation, molecular function: O-methyltransferase activity. The transcript is spliced from 5 exons. Bases 71 to 1318 code for a protein of 415 amino acids.
UAUAAACUGCAUAACCUCAUUUUACCACCCUGCAGAAUCGCACGCAUUAGACCCAACAAAAGUCCCAGCUAUGGAGAAAACUCCCGAAUCCGUCGCGCAAGAAAUUGCCGCCAUCCGACAGUCUUUAAAGGAAGUGAGCGCGGCUGUGGAUCGCUAUGCCGAGAUUGCCACGAAGAAUGUAUCCCAGGCGGGUACCACUGCGGCGGGAGAGGUCAGCGAGUCCCAUACGGCGCUCUUCAUGGAGAGCCAUAAGUUCAUGAGGACCGCGCGAGGGCCUUUGGACAUGGUGUUUUCCCAUUCCGAAAAUUCGUCGCAUUCUGGUGCUUUGCGGGCGGUGAUGGAGAUGGGCGUCUUCGAUGCAAUUCCCCUCGACGGGUCUACGACUGCGACGGAAUUGGCAGAGAAACUUAAUGCGGACAAAAAUUUACUUGUUCGUCUUAUGAGAUGUGUUACCAUCGUCGGCCCAUUCGCAGAACUUGGUCCAGAAGAAUAUGCCCAUACUGCGUAUUCGAAGAUGUAUCUGGUCCCGGAGAUCAAGGGUCUUUUCAAACUAAUGUACGACGAGUUUGCCCCCCCAAAUACCAAAAUGUAUGAAUUCUUCCGCGAACAGGGCUUCCAGACGCCUAAUUCAGAGGUAAUUAAUCCCUACUGUUUCGCCCACAAAACCGGCGACCAGUCCAUUUGGGAAUAUCUCGGGCAACGUCCCGACCGCCUUAGCGCCCUCAACUUUGGCAUGGCCGCGCAGAGCGAAGCAGCCUCAUGGACGGUCGGGAUAUUCCCCUUUGGGUCCGAGCUUCGCAAAGUCGAGACCACCGACGAAACCGUCCUGCUGAUCGAUAUCGGCGGCGGCAAGGGACAUGUCACGAAGCAGAUCAGAGCGCUCACCGAGGGCGUAAAGGGGAAGAUCAUCCUCCAAGAACGGCCGGAAGUCCUUGCUGAGAUCACCGAUCCAUUGCCCGGGAUUGAGAAGAUGGAAUACGAUUUCUUCAAGCCACAGACAGUGAAAGGUGCUCAAAUAUACUACAUCCGCCGUUGUCUCCAUGACUGGUCUGACACGGACUGUGUGCGCAUCCUCAAGAACACCGCCAGCGCCAUGACGCCCGGUGUCUCUCGCCUGCUCAUCUCCGAGAUCGUGCUCCCAGCCACCGGCGCGGACGUCGAGGCUGGGUGGAUGGACAUGACGAUGUUGUCCGUCAGCGGUUCAGAGAGGGACGAGGGACACUGGUCGAGGCUGCUGGCUGAGGCGGGAUUGAAAAUGGAGCGAACUUACCAUGCGCCAGGCACGAAUUAUGGCGCCGUUGAGGCAUACUUGGCAUAGAAGAUGAUUCAUGCAUUGGACGUCGAAGAGAUGAGGAUUUGCAUACCGCAUAGAGAGUUCAAUGAUUGGGUAACAAACAAGGCUAUCUCUAUUAAUUUUGCUUCAAAUGCGAAUAUAUGGG